Opisthorchis viverrini is the source of this 315-nucleotide messenger RNA. RefSeq lists its product as hypothetical. NCBI's taxonomy places the organism in Eukaryota, Metazoa, Platyhelminthes, Trematoda, Opisthorchiida, Opisthorchiidae. Bases 1 to 315 code for a protein of 104 amino acids. The transcript has 3 exons. The record is from RefSeq and is a predicted model, not a curated record.
AUGCGUAAGGCAGAAAUGGCGGCCGCGUUUGUCCCCGAAAUAGAUAAACGAAGCAAUCCCAUGUCCCACCCUCUAACUCGCUCACGGGCUUUCCUUUUAAUUGACAUAUCCACGCGUUCAGAAUCCAUCCAACUCUCCGUCUGCGCUGGACAAACUUUUUCUUGGCUGUGCAAUCAAAACAAAUCAAAAUUCUCUAAUUAUCCGGAGGUGCUAGCCCCCCGAUGGCUCUAUGGGCCAUCUGAGAAAAACGCCGCGUUUCGCCCGGAAUCAUGGCCGUAUGGUUCAGAUUACGCGGAACCCACAGAAAGUGCUUAA